GAGAGGGCGCCUUCCCCGCCCGGGAUGUGAGGACCGAGCGGAGCCCGGGGCGGGGGGAGGGAAGGGAAGGGAGGCGAAGCCGGCAGGAAGGAAGGAAGGACGGACGGACCAGGAGGAGGAGCGGCGGCGGCGGCCGGAGCCGGAAGGCGGGGAGGAGCCGUCCGUUGGGCCCGAGGCGGCGGCGGCAGCGGCCGGGGCGAACCGCUCUUGUCGCCUCUCGGGGCAGGAGCGGCGGGGCCCGCGCCUCCUCCCCCCGGCGCCGCGGAGGGGGGAGGAGGAAGAUGGAGACCCACAUCUCGUGCUUGUUCCCCGAGCUGCUGGCCAUGAUCUUCGGCUACCUGGACGUCCGGGAUAAGGGGCGCGCGGCGCAGGUGUGCACGGCCUGGCGGGACGCCGCCUACCACAAGUCGGUGUGGCGGGGGGUGGAGGCCAAGCUGCACCUGCGCCGGGCCAACCCGUCGCUGUUCCCCAGCCUGCAGGCCCGGGGUAUCCGCCGUGUGCAGAUCCUGAGCCUCCGCCGCAGCCUCAGCUACGUGAUCCAGGGCAUGGCCAACAUCGAGAGCCUCAACCUAAGCGGCUGCUACAACCUCACUGACAACGGGCUGGGCCACGCGUUUGUGCAGGAGAUCGGCUCCCUGCGUGCCCUGAACCUGAGUCUCUGCAAGCAGAUCACCGACAGCAGCCUGGGCCGCAUAGCCCAGUACCUCAAGGGCCUGGAGGUGCUGGAGCUGGGGGGUUGCAGCAACAUCACCAAUACCGGCCUCCUGCUCAUCGCCUGGGGCCUGCAGCGCCUCAAGAGCCUUAAUCUCCGCAGCUGCCGCCACCUCUCGGACGUGGGCAUAGGGCACCUGGCCGGCAUGACGCGCAGCGCCGCCGAGGGCUGCCUGGGCCUGGAGCAGCUUACGCUGCAGGACUGCCAGAAGCUGACUGACCUUUCUCUAAAGCACAUCUCCCGGGGGCUGACGGGCCUGAGGCUCCUCAACCUCAGUUUCUGCGGGGGCAUCUCGGACGCGGGCCUCCUGCACCUGUCGCACAUGGGCAGCCUACGCAGCCUUAACCUGCGCUCCUGCGACAACAUCAGUGACACUGGCAUCAUGCAUCUGGCCAUGGGCAGCCUUCGCCUCUCGGGGCUGGAUGUGUCGUUCUGUGACAAGGUGGGGGACCAGAGUCUGGCUUACAUAGCUCAGGGCCUGGACGGCCUCAAGUCCCUGUCCCUCUGCUCCUGCCACAUCAGCGACGAUGGCAUCAACCGCAUGGUGCGGCAGAUGCAUGGGCUGCGCACGCUCAACAUUGGACAGUGUGUGCGUAUCACAGACAAGGGCCUGGAGCUGAUCGCGGAGCACCUGAGCCAGCUCACUGGCAUAGACCUGUAUGGCUGCACCCGAAUCACCAAGCGCGGCCUGGAGCGCAUCACGCAGCUGCCCUGCCUCAAGGUACUCAACCUAGGACUCUGGCAGAUGACGGACAGUGAGAAGGUCAGAAUCCUCCACAGCAACCUGUGAGACCAUGGAGUUAAAGAAACCCAGAGACCUUUAUCAAUUAAUUGUACUGUUUGUGAAUUUGUAUAAAUAAUAACAAAGAUCCUCUUAAAACGUUUAUAUUCUUACAGUAAAAGGUUAAACUGAUAUUUAUAUAAUAAAAGAGGAAAUAUGAAGUAUGUUUUUGAAAAAAAAAAACAAAAACAAAAAACCUUGUAUCUGUGAAUUAUUUUGAAGGCAGUGUGUGUUUGGGCCCACACCAAAGUAGGAGGUGCUGUUUGUGUACUCUAAGAGGAAAUAAGGUAUAGGGUUUGGUGCAUCCUAUGUGGUGUGAGUAAGCUCACGGUUAAACAUUUAUUCUGUAUAAGGUUUACCACUGACACCUAAAUGUUUUGUUUCUAGAAAUGUGACUGGACUGGAGAUUGGUAUAAUUCUUGGUUUUAAACUGUCAACAACAUGGAAAUUUUAAAAAGCUGAACAAAAUGGAACUUUUUAAAAACGUGAUCUGUAAGAGUCACGGUUUCCCCAGGGUGGAAAUGAGAUCGAGGGGUCCUGUUGAAAAAUGGCUCAUGGGAUGUGGAAGUGGGGGAGAAAGAGGGGUUUCUUUCCACUCUGAGUGGGUGUGGGGAGGAUGUGAAAUGGUGAAGGGUGGAGGGAACUGAAGCCAUUGUUCAGAAAGUUAAAAGAGCGCUGUCCUUGCUCGCUCUCUCUCUUGCUCACUCAUGCAUGCUGAAUCUCACAGUGUGAGUGAGGGUCCUAGUGGAGAGGAGGAAGGCAGUUCAGCCCCUCUUUUUAACAUUCUCCUCCAGGCCUGGCUGUAUUUAAGCACUUUCCUGGGGGAUGGGGAGGUUGGCCAGGAGUUCUUGCACAUUUGCAUUUUAAGCACUUCCAGCUCUGAAGCUGGCCACUCGAUCCACUGUGGUGAGGGUUCUUAGAAUUCUUCCGGGCAGAUAAAUGAAUACCAACAAUUCUAGCAAAGAGUUCCCUUUGGUAGACAUUAACUAAAUAAUCGACACCCUGUAGAAGUGGAAGGGUAUAAGCGCUCAAACAGUGGAGCAGUGCAUAUUCCUGGUUUCACAUAGGUCUUUCUCGUUGUUUCUGAGAUUUUUUUUAAACCAAAAAUACUGAUCCCAGCAAGAGCUAGUUAGAGUGGUAUAAAACUUUCCUGCAAAGACACCUCUUUCCAGGAAGAGAGCUAGAACCCAAGUUUCUCUCGGGGUAAGGUUGUUUUGUAAAAUUUCCAAGCUUUCUGCUGGAGCCUAUCACAAAAGCUGCAUUGUUCCUUUUUGGAGAGCUAUCACAAUUGGGUCUAAUUGAGCCUGACACUAGAUCCAUCUUCCUUUUCUUUGGGGAAGGUGUGGAUCUCUUUCUUCCCUCUUAGGUUGCAAAUGCUUAUGGCCUGGGGGGGGGGGUGAUGUGUGAACCCUAAUAAGAAGUCUGGACUUGGAAUUAGGGUCAGCUUUCUGAUUUGGCACUAUAAUGCAUGAAGGUUCCAUAAGCUCUAAGUUCUUAGAGGAUCUUUCUUUCUCCCAGACUGCAUGACUGUACAGAUUCAGUCCAUCAAAAUUUGAGCACCCCCUAAGUCUUAGACUCUGUGCUCACAUUCUUCAUUUUAAUACACAGUCCUACCAACUAACAGGAAGUUUUCCACUUUUCUGUUUGGUUUUGUUUUUUACUUGCAAGGCUAAAUAAAUAUAAGCCUGAUUAAAGGUCGGUGAAUGAAUGUUUGAAAGUUAAGAUCAUGGGCCUACUGUCCUCAUGCUGAACUGGGUAUGCUUAAUAUAUCUGGAGUGUCUCUGGAAACGAUGAAUAAACCAUUUACUUUCAUCA
Molecule: messenger RNA, 3308 nt
Organism: Felis catus (domestic cat)
Lineage: Eukaryota; Metazoa; Chordata; Mammalia; Carnivora; Felidae
Gene: FBXL14
Product: F-box and leucine rich repeat protein 14
Exons: 2
Coding region: 282-1502 (406 amino acids)
Biological process (GO): SCF-dependent proteasomal ubiquitin-dependent protein catabolic process
Cellular component (GO): SCF ubiquitin ligase complex
Molecular function (GO): protein binding
Source: RefSeq, a predicted model, not a curated record